Molecule: messenger RNA, 879 nt
Organism: Ostertagia ostertagi
Lineage: Eukaryota; Metazoa; Nematoda; Chromadorea; Rhabditida; Trichostrongylidae
Source: the annotation of a GenBank genome assembly
AUGCUUUCAGUGAGCCGUACCACUGGUCGUGUGUUGGUGAUGCAACGUGGGGCCACUGCUAAGUUCAUGCCAAAUGCGUUGGUUUUUCCUGGUGGCGUAGUGACCCCUUCCGAUGAGAAACUUGGUCAUCCGACCAAAAUUGCCGCUUUGAGGGAACUUUUCGAAGAGACUGGUCUUCUUCUUGGUCAAAAGGAGUCCGCAGCGAACUCUCGAGAACUGGAAAUCAUACAAGAAAAUACGAGAAAGGAUCCGGACCAAUUCAAGUUGGCUUGCUCAACUCCCCCAGUCGAUGAUUUGAUCGAAUGGAACACAUGGUUGACGCCUUCAUCAUAUAAGCGACGAUAUAUGACAUCUUUCUUCAUAGUACGGCUAGAUGUAAUGUUUGUUGUUGUGAUCUUGUGCAGCGAAGAACUUAUAGGUGAACCACAAAUACGUAUGUGCCAACGGGAAAUGUCUCAUCAUUUCUGGAUGGCGCCAAAAGACUGUUUAGAGAAGGCCUCUAAUGGGGAAGUCAUUCUACCGCCUCCACAAGUAUACGAAUUGACGCGGCUCUCUCAGACUCCCUGCGAACACCUCGCCAAGUACAGCAACAAAACGCAUGUGAUGUGUCCUCAGAAUGUUAAUACUCAAAAUUCUUCACUCAUUGCUAGUGUGCUACCCGGGGAUCACCUCUACAUUGAUGAGGACAGCUUCAACCAGCCUUCCCGCACUUUGUCACCAGAUGCUGUUCGUGUCGACCCACAUAAGCCAACACAUCGAGCGGAGUACUUUGCAGAACCUUUGUACGCAAGAUGUAGAAUAUAUAUGCAUAAUUUGCCGCCCAAAUAUUGUGAAGAAUUCCACCAAUUCAUUACGGAAUCAAAGAAUCUACUGCACUAG